Castor canadensis (American beaver) is the source of this 552-nucleotide messenger RNA. Lineage: Eukaryota; Metazoa; Chordata; Mammalia; Rodentia; Castoridae. The record is from RefSeq and is a predicted model, not a curated record.
CAGAGGGCGCCAGCUGCGGAGCCGCACGCUGAGUCGCGAGGCCCAACGAAGCACAGCGCCGCCCCACUCGCUCCAGCAGCCGCCAUGAAGGCCGUGGUGCAGCGCGUCACCCGGGCCAGCGUCACAGUUGGAGGGGAGCAGAUAAGUGCCAUUGGACAGGGCAUUUGUGUGUUGCUGGGUAUUUCCCUGGAAGAUACACAGAAGGAACUGGAGCACAUGGUCCGAAAAAUUUUAAACCUUCGUGUGUUUGAAGACGAGAGUGGGAAGCACUGGUCCAAGAGUGUGAUGGACAAACAGUAUGAGGUACUAUGUGUCAGCCAGUUUACUCUCCAGUGUGUCCUGAAGGGGAAUAAGCCUGACUUCCACCUGGCAAUGCCCACAGAGCAGGCAGAAGGCUUUUACAACAACUUCCUGGAGCAGCUGCGUAAGACCUACAGGCCGGAGCUCAUCAAAGAUGGCAAGUUUGGUGCCUACAUGCAGGUGCACAUUCAGAAUGAUGCGGCCUGGACCAUAGAACUGGAAUCCCCAGCUCCUGCCUGCUUAACCUCUUGA